AGGGCUGAGGGUGGGGGAUGGGGGUGUGUGCUGAUGUCCAUUUCUUACUCAGCCGAGUCAAAUCCGGAGGGAACUGACCUCGGCUGCUUUUGUGACUCACCUCUGUCAGCGUCCUGACCGCCAGAGGUAGAAGUAUGUGAUCACAGGGGGUGCAGGACAUUUACAAAACGAAGCCUUAAUAGUUGAUUACAUAAUGUCUGCUCUGUUGUCUUAUGUCAUUACAUCUUCAUUACCAGCUGUUGGAUGUUUGGAUUGAGUUGAUUUAGAUGGAAAGUUUGGUUUGAAAGUGAGUUCAAAGGCUUUCAUAAUCCUGGAUCUGUUUGUAUAGUCUGUUUUAAGUUUUUUAUUUGAGAGCCUGAAACCCACUUUCACUGCACAACUCAUUCUCCCCCUCUCAAUCAGCCGUAUACUGAGGAUAAACUAGUAAUACCUGAUGCAGAUGUUUUUAUUUAUUUAUUUAUUUAUUUUUGUCAGACUGACUUUUGAUUCCUAUCACAGCUUUCUCUCUAUCAGACCUCAUGUGAACAUCAUUUGGGGACCUUCACUAUAAAACAAGUUCAAACUGGAUUAUGACAGAAGACUUCAUCUUUCAAAUGAUCAGAAUACACUGCAAUGUCCUUCAUGAAGAGGCUUCUUUUAAAGUAAGAAGUUAUGAGUCCUCUUAAAUGGAACAAAAAAGAAAAAGAUUUUACCACAUUUUUUCUUUUAUACUUCUGAUAUACUUUGAGCGGCGUACUGUCAGCCUAUUCCACUGUCCUCUUGCACCUUGUUUUAACUGUUGAGUCAGGGCAGGUGAUGUACUUUGCUCUGAUGGGGGGCAGAUGGAGGGAGAGAAAGAGGAGGCUGGCCCUAAGUUUAGCAUUACAACCCCCCCGCCCCUCACUCCAGGCAUGUUAAAUACUAAAACUUGAGCGUUUGUUAGAAAUCUCCAGAGACAGCCUUGGGACGAGAUUAGAGUGAGAAGAUCAGCUGACAGCAAUGAAAGGUGAGUUUUAAACUAAUGAAUUUUUCAUCACAAUUUUACAAAGUAAGAGUUAAUGCUUGUAUUUUUUGUUCAAUGUGAAAAUAAGGAUUACAUUUGCACUUAACUGACAGCUCAUGAUGUAAACAAAGCGAGUCUUUUUAAGGCAGAUUGAACAUGCAUGAUCUUCUAUUUCUAUAUUUUAAUCCAACCAGAUUGUAUGCAUGCAUGGAAAACAACAUAAUUGCACUAAUUCUAACAGAAACUAACCUCAACCGGCUUCUGUAACCUGCCUCUUCUCCCUUUUUUCUUUGCAGGGGACACUGCCAAAGCAGGCAUCCACAAUGGCACCGGAGCAGCCAAGGAUUUGCUACCUACUGCAGAGGAGAAGAUGGAGGAGCGGGGCGAGUGGAGCAAUAAAAUAGAGUUCAUUCUGUCAGUAGCAGGCUCCAUCAUCGGGCUGGGCAACAUGUGGCGCUUUCCUUACCUCUGUUACAAGAAUGGAGGAGGUGAGUGAUGGAUGAGCAGGGAUGACAGCAGAAUCUCAAUCCUCAAAACACAGGCUUACAUGAGCCAUUCUUAUAAAUCACUGCUCAGCUGGCCUAAAAGAAUUUAUCCCUAUUUGAGUGCUCUUACAAAUUCAACAAUGCAAUUAUUUUUCACUCUACCGAGGAGACUCUGAACAUCAGAGUGUUUGUCAAUUUACUGAAGACAAAAUGAAAGGGUUAAAAGAAUAAAUACAGAGAGCUUCAAUUUCCCUGAAAUCAGACCCUGGAGCAUGAUUUUCCAUUUUUGUUUUCGGGCAUACUUGUGUUGCUGCUAAAUUGGACGCCCCCUCUUCCUCCCUCCAUGGGGCAGCAGGGUCAGGGUUCGGGGCUGAGCAGGGUCAGGCAGCUGUUGUUGCUUCUCGCUCACAGCAGCUGUCCCGGCAGUGAGGCGGAAAUCUGACUGUGUCAAACAUCCUCGGCCACCCGACGGGAUGACAGCAUAGAACGCUGAAAGAGAGUGACAGUGGCUGGGGCUGGGGUCAAAAGGUCCAAAACUUUAAAAUGGACAUCCAAGGAACUGCUUUAUAUACCUUUCUUCACAGCGCAGUAUAAUCCUGUUCAUGUCAUUCAACAGGUUUUGAUUUCCUUCGACACAGUCUGUGAAAUUAAGUUUGUCAAAGUAUCCACCCAGCACCAUUAUUCCUUUUGAUAUGAUUUACUAUCUAAGUUAUUUUCAGUGACAAGAAAACAAGCCUGUAAUAUAUCACUGAUAAUAAAAGUUAGAUUGAUCGAAGAAAGAAGACGAGGUGUCAGUGAGAGAGGCAUCAUUUUGUAAUUUCAGUUUAAUUUGAUGCCCAAACUCUGACCUUCAAACCAAAGUUGACCUAUUUGGUUGAGUUUGUCUUCUUCUUCUUCAACAUAGAGAUGGCUUAACAUGAGCUGUGUGACUGUUACUUCUUUCUUGAGCUGCUGUCCUUCUUUGUUUUUACAGUCAGUUUUCAGCUCAUCACUUUUCUCUAAAUGUUCAUAUUUUCCUCAAAGUCCAAAGACAUGUCAGUCUUGGAUCAGCUGCAAGAACUUUAACAUAACUUCAAUGUAAGAUUCCUAUUCCUCACAUAUUUAUAAACAUAGACAGUUUACUACCCUGACAAAAAAAAAAAAAUUAUCAAGUUAAUGUCAAAUUUCUAGUUAAGAAAAUAUCACAUUACACUUUAGCUAAGGUGCAAUCACUCACAAGACAAUAAUGAGCAACAUCACCCCACUUUCAGCUAUUUUCAGUCUUUACAAACAAUUCAAGCCCCAUGUCCUUUGUAUGAAAGAAGAUCUUUUGUGGGAACCUUCAGGUGAAGGUGGCUCAUAAGAAAUGUCAGGAGAUAUUUUUGACAAACACACUUUCUUAGAAUCUUUUUUUUUUCAGCUCUAACACUGUAUCCAUUUCUUUUCUUUCGCUCAGGUGCGUUUCUUAUCCCCUACCUGAUCUUCCUGUUCACCUGCGGUGUCCCUGUCUUUUUCCUGGAGACUGCGCUGGGACAGUACACCAGUGAAGGAGGCAUUACCUGCUGGAGGAAGAUCAGCCCCUUGUUUGAAGGUGGGUAGGAAUGAUCUUGUAUUAGAUGAGGUCCCCUUUGUCAGAAUGACAAUAAUGUUAUAUCUGAAAAAGGCAGUGGAUUCGUGGUAUAAAAAUAUGAUCAUGAAAGAAACAUUGGUAAUGGAUGCAACGGAUUCUUAAACCAAAAAUGUUCAUGUUGAAAAUAUUCACAUAUCAGAAGUGUUGAUUAUUUUUAUCUUUUGAUCAUAAUUGACAUGCAGUCUUAUUUGCUGUCUCAAGGUCUUGGCUAUGGCACCCAGGUGAUAGUGACUCUUCUGAACUUCUACUACAUCAUCGUUCUUGCCUGGGGGAUUUUCUAUCUGUCCUUUUCUUUCUCCUGGGACCUGCCAUGGUCAUCUUGCAACAACACCUGGAACACAGGUAGAAAAAGGGAUUUAGCAUAUACCAGACUUUCCCCAUAAUGUCUGUAACACCUCGUUGAAAUUCUAAUUUGUAUAAUUCUUCCUGCAGAAAACUGUGUGGAGUUUCAGAGGAGAAACUCAUCAGCCAACCAAACAAUCGACCCAAAUAUCACCUCUCCUGUUAUGGAGUUUUGGGAGUGAGUCUUUCCAACCCUCCGACCUCCUCUUUUUCAUACAUAACCAGGAUCAAAAUGACCUUAUGAUUUAUUUCUGUGUUGAUUUUAUGUCUCUGUAGGAGGAGAGCGCUGAGGAUUUCCCCAGGCAUUGACCACAUGGGCUCUCUGAACUGGGACCUCGCUCUGUGCCUGUUCAUUGCCUGGGUCAUGUGCUACUUCUGCAUCUGGAAGGGGACAAAGUCCACAGGAAAGGUGGGUGAGGGAGACCUCCAUAAAGAUACCAGGUCACCCUGUUUUUCUCUGUUUAUUUUGUUUGACCAUAUAGGAUGACAUCUGGUAUUUAUUUCUUCUCUUGUCUGUGUGUUUAACAUCUGUGUGUGUGUGUCUACAUAGGUGGUCUACUUCACAGCGACCUUCCCCUAUAUAAUGCUGAUUGUGCUGUUGAUCAGAGGGCUCACCCUGCCUGGUGCUACAAUCGGGAUCAAGUUCUACCUUUACCCAGACUUGGGACGACUGGCAGACCCUCAGGUACCAAAACACCAUAUUAGCCCAUAAAUAUUGAAGCAAAAAUGACUUUUAAAGCAAUUUAACCCAACUCGUGAGGGCCUUUGGAGAUUUUGAGUUGUAGUCCCGUGGGCAAGGGCACACCAGGUGCAGGCAUCCUAUGGUUUUCUGCUGGGGAGUCUAGUUUCUGCUGGGUCCAUCUGCUCUCCAUUAAAGAGACAGGGACUGCAGGGUUCAUCUGCAGGGCCAGAACACCACUGGGACUGCAAACACAAGCUCUACCAGAACCCAGCCACAGACAGUCAACCAAACUGUCCUUUUUGCAAUAUUCAUUAUUUUAUCAUCUUGGUCAAGUUUAGUCUUUUUCUAGUUCGCUUUAUAAUUAACCCAAACAAAUAAGAGUAAACACAAACACAAAAUUCAGUGUACUUUUUCAUCUAAAACAGGGCUUGUCACAUGCUCUCAAUUAUUUCCAUACAAGAGUUGGGUAUUUGCAGACUCUUUAACCUUUUCGCUUGUGACCAGUCUCUGUCUUUUUUUGGCAUGUCACUAUCAUUUAUCCGGCUGUGGAAUCGGUCACAGAUCCUGCACUCACACUAUUUUGGAAGUUUGGUUUGUAAAUUAGUGUUUGGAAAAUGUGUAAUGAUCAACUUUUUACAGUAAACUAUUGUGCAACUGCAUAAGUCACUGAUUAUGCAAACUAAUUUCCCAGCAUGUGAAUUCCUCUCAUUUGUAUAAACACAGUAUGGUAUUUGUGUUCUCAGUGAGCGUGCAUCCUGUGAUGGCUACAUAGAAAGGAGAAUCACCUUUUCUGAUAAGGUGCUCAGACUCUAAUGAAAAAUAAAACUUGACGCCUAUCUCUAUAACGCAUUAUAAAUAUAUGUAUAAUGCAUUAUAACCACAUUAUAGCACUGUUAUAAACACUCCUAAAUGAUCAUAAUGCUUUAUAGCAAUAAUCAUCACACAUUAUAAAGCAUUUUAUCAUGACUGACAAGGUCAGGUAUUAUAAUGUGUUAUGCUUAUUGUUAUAAAGCCUUAUGAUAAUUAAUGAGUGUUUAUAAUGAUAAUUAUACCAGUUUAUAAGCAAAUUAUAACAUUAUAAAUAUAUAUAUAAUGCAUUAUCUAUGUGGGCAAUAUCAGUGACUUGUUAACAGUUAUAACACAUUAUAAUACAUGACCUUGUAAGUCAUGAUAACAUGCUUUAUAAUGUGUUAUGAUUAUUGCUGUAAAGCAUUAUGAUCAUUUAUGAGUGUUUAUAACUACACUUAUACAGUGCUAUAACCUAAUUAUAACACACUACACAUGUAUUUAUAAUGCGUUAUAGAGAUACGCGUCAAGUAAAGUGUUACUGACUGAAGUGGCACCUGAUCCAUCCUCAUUAAAUUAUAUAACCUACCACACAGUCCUCGAUGUCCCCAAACAUGAAGAUGAGUAGGAAUGGAUGGACAGUAAAGGCCAAUACAUCACUGGGGUCAUCAAGCUGGCACUUCCUUUCACUAGUGUAGUCAAGUUAGGCACAUGACACCUCUGUGAGGCUUAACAGUUAGCUUCAGCAUCUCAAGACCACCCCUCUCCAUGUCAGCCCUCACCUCCCACCAUAUUCACACAGCAGAAUAAAAACGAAAGAGGAAGAAAAAGAGAGUAUGAAGAGAGAUCUCAGGAAAAGGGGGAACAGUAGGAUGCUCCAUCUCCCACUCUCUUCCACUUUGAUGAGGGAAAACAUAGAGAUGAAAUAAAAAGAGGAGAUUUUAGAGAGAUACUAGAAAGAGGACAAGGAGAAAAGGACAAUUAGACUGUUUGGGCUUCUUACCACUGUUCACUCUACCUUCCCUAACUCUUUCAGUUUGUGAAGAGAGAACAGCAGAAGACAAAAUAACUUCAGUUUCAGUUGCUUAUCAUUUUAUUUUUUUCUUCUUUUACACAAGGUGUGGAUGGAUGCCGGUACCCAGAUCUUCUUCUCCUACGCUAUCUGUUUAGGGUCACUAACUGCUCUGGGAAGCUACAACAGAUACAACAAUAACUGCUACAGGUCUGCAAGUAACCUACAUGCUAGUUGUUGACAUGCUUCAAUCACCUGUGUGAAUUUGAUCUUUAAUGGUUUAUGAUCUCUCAGUAAACUUCCUCUGCAUGCUUUCUGUUGCAGGGAUUGCUUGUCUCUCUGUUGUCUGAACAGCGGCACCAGUUUUGUGGCAGGCUUUGCGAUCUUCUCCAUCUUAGGUUUUAUGUCCUAUGAGCAGAAUGUUCCCAUCUCAGAGGUUGCAGAAUCAGGUGAGACCUUUUUUAAUUCAUCCAAGGAUAGCAGAUAUAAAAAAGGAAAAUCCUAAUAAUAUGUCAUGUACAUCCUCUCAGUGACCACUUUACAUUGUAUUACUGUUUGCCAUAGGUCCUGGCCUGGCGUUUAUAGCGUACCCCCGUGCUGUAUCCAUGAUGCCUUUUUCUCCUCUGUGGGCCGCCUUAUUCUUCAUCAUGAUUGUUUUUCUCGGGCUGGACAGCCAAGUAGGUCCUUCAUCACUUCAGUAUAAUCAACACACACACAGUUUUUCACAAAGCCAUUGUUUGCUGAAGAAAGAUAUGUUUUGAGGAUAAAUACAUAACUUAAAGAUAACUUCAACUGGGUUCCACAGGACUUUUGUUUGUGAUAGCUAUGAGUUCACCGCUCUCCCCCUCAUAUCUCUGCUCUUGUCUUUUGUUCCUGCCAGUUUGUGUGUGUUGAGAGCCUUGUGACUGCAAUCGUUGACAUGUAUCCUGCUGUGUUCCGGCGUAAGAACCGUAGAGAGCUCUUCCUGUUAGGUGUUAGUCUCAUGUCCUUCUUCGUGGGCCUCAUCAUGCUGAUGGAGGUAGGGGUCUUCCUACAGGACCAUACACACACUAACGAUUGCAAACUGCACAAACACAGCAUGCACUCGCACAGACAGCCUAUGAGCAACUUUACUGCAUUCCUAGGAAAACUGUAUUUAAUAUUGAGUACCUUAAAUUUGACUACUGUAGGUGUCUCUCCCUCAUUAUAGAACUCCUAACAUAAUAAUAAGCUAAAUGCAAAAAGAAUCUAGAGAAAUAAGGACAAACAGGUUUUUAUUUGGAGCAUUACUCCCAGUAGAUUUGAUGUUUUGCUCUACUUAGAUACAAUAUCAUGGUCCAACAUAGUUGACAGGGUUUCACCUCUGCACAGCUGAAAACAUGAACGCUCUGCAGAGGUGUCAACAAGUCAUCAUUUUGUAAGUUCAGGCAACUCAAUGCAAAUGCAACCCUCUCAAUGUAAAGUCCCACCUGGAAUUGCUUGUGCCUGACUUUGUACUUAAAGUUUUUUUUUUAUAAAUUAUAGAUUAUAACCUAAUCAAUCCAUUAUUCCUAAAUACCAGAAUAUGGUAUGUCACAGAGAUUAGAAGGCCCAUCAUAUUAAAACUGACAUGUGGAUAUCUGCAAUUUAGACGUUUAUUUACACCACUUGCAUUCAACUAUUCUUUCCAAGGCUUUAAAGUCACACACACCAAAUCUUGUUCAAUACAUCUAGAUUUGAAAAUAUUUAACAAGAAAUAAGUCAUUCUUUGUGUUUCUGUCUUUGGUGUGUGUGCCUGGUAAAAAUUUAGCAAACUCAGUUUAAAUUGAAUGUCUUUUCAGCUUAAUUAACCAUCCAGUUCAUUGUGUGGACAAAGAGUUAUGAUAUGGUAAGUGAAUUAUCUUUCUGUGUAAUUAUAACUCAGCGCUUUUCUCUUUUCCUUUCUUUGCAGGGGGGCAUGUAUGUCUUCCAGCUGUUUGAUUACUAUGCAGCCAGUGGCAUGUGCCUCCUGUUCAUGGCCAUCUUUGAGACUGUCUGCAUUGCCUGGGUCUAUGGUAAGAUAUCCUGAAACAAGAGAAACUUUUAUGCACGAAAGUUUUUAGAGAAAUGUUGUCCCAUGAUUUAUUUUAAAAGCAGAUUUUAUCCUAAUCUUGGAAAGACAUUCCCAUUCCUGCAGCCAAAUUUUUGAGACACAGCAUAGAGAAAAAUAUAAUUUGUGUGUCCCUCCAGGUGCAGAUCGCUUUUAUGACAACAUUGAGGACAUGAUUGGCUACCGCCCAGGACCCUACAUCAAGUACUGUUGGUUGUUCCUCACACCAGCCACAUGCAUUGUGAGUAACAGUCUAAUUAAAAAGUAUGAGGCUUUCUGACCAUGAUAACAGCCGAGCAGAUUUAUUCUUCACAGAAAAUAAUAGUUGUAUCCUCCUCAUGUCUCCAGGGCACAUUUGCCUUCUCCCUCAUCAAAUACACUCCUCUGAAAUACAACAACGAGUAUGUGUACCCAUGGUGGGGCUAUGCUAUUGGCUGGAUGCUUGCUCUCUCCUCCAUGAUCUGCAUCCCACUCUGGAUGCUGUUCAAGCUCAGCACCACUGAGGGGACAUUCAGGGAGGUAAAUGAUGAUCCUUAAAGCUGGCUUGAGUUCUAACAUUUUGGAUUUGUGUGUCAAUUCUGGUCCCAAAGUAAACUGUUUUGUGUCUGGUCCAGUUUCGACUUGAGCACAUCCUGUUAGGUAAUAAAAUCAAAAGUGUUUGUAAAGACUAAAGCCACUGCUCUCUUUCUACAGCGCAUCCAACUGCUCACCACACCCUCUGACAGCUUACCCAAAACCAAGAGGGAGCAAGAAAGGUCAUUGGCCAUCUUUGCUCCUGAAGGAGAGCCCGUCCUGAAUAAAAAUGGCUACUAUCCCGUCUCAGAGAGAGACUCCAACUUAUGAGGCCCCAGGGAUGAGGUGUAUGAGAGGACUUGGAGUUGUGGUUCCUUCCUUCAAUGAGUUGCUGCACACUUACCCCAUCACAAAGACAACAGGGAAAUAUACAAACGCGUCAUAUCACCUAUUUUAACAUGGCUAUGGGGAACUCAGGACUUCAAAAGUCCACAGUGUGUCUGACUUUGCAGCAUAUACAUUUCAGGGAUGGUAGUUAAGUAAUGAAAGGAGGAUAUAGUUUAAAAAUAACCCUUGUAGUUUGCAUGGUAAAGUUGCAUUUGGUGCAGAUAUAUCAGCUUGACAGCAAAUUGGGCAAUAGAGCAGGUUAACAAUUUAUAUUUUUGUACCAAAACCGUGCUGCAUACAAUAACUUAUGCAGUCUCCUUGUCUUCUGUUGUUACCUAAUGACUGCAUAGUCAUAGCUGUAUCAUAUAUUAUAUCUUCAUAACUAAUUUGAGGAAUUUUCCCUCCUGUCAUUGUCAAGAAUAAAAAAAUAUGUUUUUUUUUCAAUGAACGAUUUGACAUGUAAGUGAAAUCUUUAAUACUGUAGUGCUGCAAAAACCAUAGGAUUAACAAGACAUAUAUUAUAAUUUCAUACAUGCUACUGUAACAAAAUGUGACUGUACAAAGAAAUGUGAAUCUUGUAAAUGUGUUUUUAAAUAAAUGUGCAAAAUUUCA
Messenger RNA from Xyrichtys novacula (pearly razorfish), 9457 nucleotides. NCBI's taxonomy places the organism in Eukaryota, Metazoa, Chordata, Actinopteri, Labriformes, Labridae. The record is from the annotation of a GenBank genome assembly.